AUGAAUAGUAGCAAUCAAUUUUAUGAUGACUAUGUUUAUGAGUCACCUCAAAUGCCAACCAUAACUCCAUACCUAUAUGGUAUUAAACUAUCAGAUGGUUACAAUUUUAAUACAAAUAACUUUUUUGGUACUAACCAUAUGUGGGGUUAUCAAAGCAUAGAUUCAAAUAAGAAUAUAACGGUGAAUCAUAAUCAUCAAUCAGGCUAUUUAAAUAGUAUAAAUAAUAAUAAUAAUAUAAAUCAAUCUAUAGGUAUUUUGGGCGGUUACAAUGAUCGUCGUGGGGGGAUAAUCGAUAAUAGUAAAAAAAAAAUUCAAGGUAAUAACGAUUAUUACCCACUAUACAAUAAAAUAUCAAACUCAAUAUCUUCAACUAUUUCUCCUCCUAUAACACCAAUCAAAAUAUUAAAUAAUGAUAAACCAAAAAAUAAUAAUAAUAAUAACAAUAAUAACCACUUUUCUUCAUAUAAUAAUAUAAACACUGUAAAUAUUCAUAACUCAACAUCUUCCAAUACACUACCAAAUAAUAUAAAUAAUAUAAAUAAUAUAAAUAAUAUAAAUAAUAAUAAUAAUAAUAAUAAUAAUAAUAAUAAUAAUAAUAAUAAUAAUAACAAUAAUAAUAGGGAUGACGAUGAUGAUAAUAGUUAUAAUCAUAGCAAUAGUGAUAGCGAUAAUAACAAUCACAUCAAAGUCCCACUCACACCAUCAUCAAUUUCAAAGAAAAAAAAAAAGAAAAAUAGAGCAAUUUGUAAAGGAAAAUUUUUAAAUGGAAAACCAUGUCCCUAUGCAUCGCAAACUGGGAAGCUCUUUUGUUUGGCACACGAUCCCGAUAGACAAUGCCAAGCUUAUGUUGGUAGUUCUCGUUGUUCAAAAAAUACUAUAGAGGCAGGCUCAAGAUAUUGUAUCGUCCAUUGUGGUAGAACUCCACCGUCAAACUAA
Molecule: messenger RNA, 936 nt
Organism: Dictyostelium purpureum
Lineage: Eukaryota; Evosea; Eumycetozoa; Dictyosteliales; Dictyosteliaceae
Exons: 1
Coding region: 1-936 (311 amino acids)
Source: RefSeq, a predicted model, not a curated record